Schistosoma turkestanicum is the source of this 1491-nucleotide messenger RNA. NCBI's taxonomy places the organism in Eukaryota, Metazoa, Platyhelminthes, Trematoda, Strigeidida, Schistosomatidae. The record is from the annotation of a GenBank genome assembly.
ACCUGGCACCGUACCGAAAGAGCAAGAAUCGAGCGCGAAGAAACCAAGUAGGUUUACACUAGCACGUGAAAAAGAUAUUGGAUAUAUUGGAUAUUGGAGUUGUGAGCGGAAUUUUCAAAUCAGAGGUCACGGUGAUGUCACUGGAUCCAAAGUACGCCGACUUGCCAUGGAUCGCUCACGGACAGCCAGAUGUUUACGAAGCUGGAGAACUUCCAGAAGCAGAUCAAAAUAUAAAGGAAACUGUUGAAGAUACAAUGACGGCUAAAGAGAUCGAGGUUGUUAAACUGUCGGUUCCAGAAGCACAUAGACGUUUUGCAGGUUGCAAGCUUGAUGCUUCAAAAGUUGACUUUUCUGACUGCAUUUCUGGUAAUGGUAGGAUUGGAUAUACAAUAGAAAAAGAUCAAUACGAUUUCUUUUCUGCCGAAUCAAGGGAUAAGGAAUCACUUGUGAACAGAUUCCAGCGUCUCCAAACUGAAACACACCAGUUAAUUAGUGAUAUACAAGCUGUAUCAGAUCAAAAUAAUCUUGACCCAAAGGAACCCCUUUCCACUGCCCAGUUGCUUUCAUGUGCGGAGGCGUUAUCUGAAAAGCUAUCGAUAAUAAAUCCAACAGAAUUACCUACAGUAUGCUUGGACCCAUUGGAUACUUUUGGGCAAACGUUGCAUAGUAAAAUUUUAAGACAGAUUGACGAGUUCAAACCGGACAAACAAGCUUCUAGAAGUGCAGAUAAAUCGGAUCAUUUAAUCUACGAAAUUUACGAUCGAAAGAGCUCUGUCCAGCAAUCCGAUGGUGAAAAAGUGGCAGAUAUUGAUCGUCGGAUUCAUCGUAUUGAAGCUCUUAUUGGUCAACCAGAUACUAACAAGCUCACAGCUCUAACAGCGGAUACAACCUCUCACGGUCUUUUGGAAGCUUGUUCGCGUCUGUCCGCUCGUUCCUCGUUAUUUCAGCAGGGACACCUUGAUAUGAUCGAAGCUCGUUUAGCAUCACUACAAGGGAAGCUACAAGCUGCCACCGAAAAGCGAGAGGCUCUGGCGGAUUACGAUGCACAAAAUAAAAUCGCGGAACUUUACGAACUGGUAAAGAAGUGGAAUGAUGUAGCCGAUAGUUUACCUAUGAUUGUCGAACGACUCAGCACUCUAAAAUCAUUACACGAAGAAGCUUCUCAAUUCAGUCAAUCUCUGUGUGCAAUAGAAUCAAGUCAAAAAAAUGUGGAAGGAAGUUUAUCCUCAUAUACUAAGCUUCUGGAAGAGGUACAAAGCAAUGUUAUCAAGAAUAUGGAGGUUAUAAAGGACAACUUUACCACUAUAGAAUCACUUUUCGCAGUCCGUUCUAAAUGAAUAUUUAACUGCGUAUACUCCCUACUAAAAACACUUUCCACUUCAUUCGGUCUUACAUUUAAAACGAUCUUCUUCUCGUAAUGUUUUAUUGACAGCAAUUGGUUUGUGGUUUCUAAUAAUUUUCAUUAUAAAUUAAAAUCUUAUUUUGUUCUCA